Molecule: messenger RNA, 649 nt
Organism: Psylliodes chrysocephalus
Lineage: Eukaryota; Metazoa; Arthropoda; Insecta; Coleoptera; Chrysomelidae
Source: the annotation of a GenBank genome assembly
GAUAAUCUUAGAAUUUUUUAGGUUAUUUCUUUUGUUGGAAACUUGCAUCGUGCUCAUCAAUAAUUAAAAAGUGCUCUUAUCCAAAUUAUCCAAUCCAAACGUUUAGUUUUUAUUUUUUUAUACCCAUAUACUUUUUGAAUUAUUUUUUACCAUCAUGGAUGAAGAAUAUGGUUAUUUUGAGGUUACAAUAGGUGAAGAGUGUGGUAGCGUUAAUGGGUAUGAACAUAAUAAUCGUAAUACUGAGACUGAGGAUUUUGCCCAUGAAAGUGAUUUUAAUGGGGCUGAUUUUCUUUCAAACAGAUUUGUAAAUGCAGCUGUGAACCAAAGAGACUCAACAAUUGAGGAAUUAUUGAUCUCUUUUGUUGAAAGCAAUCCUCCAUUAUGGAACCAUAGAAUUCCUCUGAUGGAGAGAACGAAAACGAUAAAAGAGAGAUUAUGGGUUGAAAUUCAAAUUGAAUUUGGGGAUACAGAUCUGUCACUGGCUGUAUUACAGAAAAAAUGGAAGAACCUGAGAGACACAUAUAUAAAAACAAAGGCCGAAGUUGAGGUUUAUGUCCCAACGGGAGCAUCACAAAAGAAAAGAAAGAGAGUUUGUAAACAUUACGAAAGUAUGAAAUUUUUAAGCGACUCAGUUGUACCAAGAAGGUGA